AGGUCACCUGUUCAUACCGCCUGCACAGUGUCCCCCGCCGUUCCCUUUGACGUUGUACGCAAUGAGCUCGUGAAAACGUUACCAGAGUAUGCUGAGAAAUCUAUUGGUCCAACCUGACACUCCGAUCGUAAAACGGGAAGUACUGCAUUAACUACUGGGGACGCUUUAGCAAUGGGGCCUGCCGUGCGAAUCUUAUCCAUUCUUUUCCUACAGUUGCUCGUGCCCAAGCCAACCGUGGCCGGAAAUGUGCUGGUGUGGCCCACGGAACACAGCCACUGGAUUAAUAUGAAAGUCAUUUUAGAGGCGUUGGAAGGCAGAGGUCACAGCGUCACCCUGCUGCACUAUUCUGCCUCGACGCACUUUCACGACACCGGCCGCUUCAAGACGGAGAUCUUUAAGGUUUCGUUUUCAUUGGAAUCCAGUCUUAACAUAUUAAAUGGCGGGGUGCACCUAUUCGUGAACGAAUCGCCUUCACUGUCUUCAUUGCAAUUUAUUUUGAAGAUGCGGGGCUUGAUUAAGAAAAGAGUUGUGCUCAAUAAGCAGGUGUGUGACGGGGUGCUCCGUAACGAGGAGCUGCUGGAAAGACUGCGUCAGUCGCACUUCGAGGUUCUUCUCUCGGACCCAAUGUUCCCCUGCGCAGAAUUAUUGGCAGACAAACUUGGGAUCCCAUUUAUCUACACACUCCGCUUCUCCUUCGGCAGCAGCAUGGAGAGACUAUGUGGACAGCUACCCGCUCCCCCCUCCUACGUGCCCGCUAUCCCCAGCCAACAUACGGACACAAUGGAUUUCCAGUUGCGCCUAAAGAACUUCAUGUGUUACUUUGGUUAUGACCUACUUUUUAACGAGUGGUCAUUUUCAAAUUGGGAUUCAUAUUACCGCGAAAUAACAGGUGAGUUUAAAUGCAUGGUGGUUGAUGAAGUGCCGCUUUUCUUUCCACAGCCAGCCUCUCAUUCUCAGAACCACAUGGACCAGGUUGACUCUCUGGCGAGGGUGCAGCGUUGAAAAAGUGCGCUUCACAACAGGCCACACCUACGAGGAGGGGACCCCUAGUACUAGGAACGUCUCUGUAUUUAGGGCGAAUGGGCCAUCUCUCAGCAGAUUGAGCUGUUGUUCACAAAUUAAAUAAGCUAGGCGGUGAACUUCCCCUAAUAAGACGGGAAAGAAAAUAAACUCGUGUAAGAGCGGGUGUAGAGAGCCCGCCGUUCUCCUUACCAGAAUUCGGCGUCGGUCCUUUUUGGCCUGUGGGCGACCUCGACCUAGAUAGCGUAUCAGACCGAGUCCUCGUAUGUGUGGGAAGGUACAGAGAGAAGAUCACCCCAGUUUGUGGACUACUUGCCAAUUGUAUUUUAAUUUGUUUUAUAACACAAAGGUAAAGAUACAGCACGGAGCUACACAAGAACAUUUCUGUCUCUUUUUUCACCAAUUGCUCCUUAUAUUUGGCAGUCAUUUUCAAUUGUUAUCGAUGGUGACGGCUACCAAGUGCCGUUUGGUUGCCGUGAUAAAUGUGCUAACACACAGUGGACACGAGUCAGGCACCUCAGGUUUAAAACAAAGGAUGCAGUAGCGAAGGGUCAAACUGAGCAGUAUAUUGACACAGCAGCCAAAAUUGGAAAGUCUUAAUUUUAAAGAGAGUCUGUCCCAUCCGACGAUUGUAUCGCGGCAUGAGAAAGAAAAAACUAAAAACUGAAAAAUGAUAUUUUAUAUGACAGGCUAGAGACCGUCAAUAAUCAGGAAUGUGCUGUCACAACUGAUAUUUGGAACGAAUACUUUGAGAAAACCUCUUUUAUACAUGCUACCAUCCAUUAUAUUAAUGAGAAGUACAAUCUCGUGUCAAGCAAGUAUGAUUAAAACGAGCGAAAAACAUUCGCGCUUUACUGUUUGAAAAACUUUAAUGUCCGAGGAGCACACGCGACCGCUGCUUUGCGUGGUAACACCAGAUUAAACUGUAGUGGCCACAUUCUUAACACGAUUCUCUCAGUAUUUUAAACAUACUGGACAACAAGGCAAGCUUACGAGGUCACGUAAAGAGCCUGUCGAGAGAAGAUCUAGUGCUGAAUUCAGUGAUGCGGCAAUUUACCGAUUGGUCGCAUCAACAAUAGAUACAACUGUGAUCUCUUUUCUGAAACCGUUCAAUGAUGCGACAUUUCUCAGCCAAAACCUUCAGUUUCUAUAUCUUUUAUUUAAAAGGAUCGCAAAGGCACAGGUACAAGAAGAGAUUUUUAAUAACUUGUAAUAAUCGCAACUGAAUCCAAUUGUACUAAAUCAAAAGAGUGCAAUGAAAUUCACUGGCCAGCUGUUAGUAAAGCCCUCUUUCUUCACAGAGAUUGCGA
This is a messenger RNA of Polypterus senegalus (gray bichir), 2330 nucleotides long. Its product is annotated as UDP-glucuronosyltransferase 2A1-like. Gene Ontology annotation, molecular function: UDP-glycosyltransferase activity. The record is from RefSeq and is a predicted model, not a curated record. The transcript has a single exon. NCBI's taxonomy places the organism in Eukaryota, Metazoa, Chordata, Cladistia, Polypteriformes, Polypteridae. The coding region runs from base 172 to 1002 and encodes 276 amino acids.